This is a messenger RNA of Zingiber officinale, 1401 nucleotides long. RefSeq names its product AT-hook motif nuclear-localized protein 28-like. The coding region runs from base 305 to 1231 and encodes 308 amino acids. The transcript has a single exon. Gene Ontology annotation, cellular component: nucleus. The record is from RefSeq and is a predicted model, not a curated record. Gene Ontology annotation, molecular function: minor groove of adenine-thymine-rich DNA binding; DNA-binding transcription factor activity. Lineage: Eukaryota; Viridiplantae; Streptophyta; Magnoliopsida; Zingiberales; Zingiberaceae.
AGAAGACAAAGGGAGAGGUUCUCAUCUUUAUCCCUUUCUCUUUCUCUUCUGGGAAGUGCUCUCUCCUCUCCAUCCUUUCUACAAUUGUCGACCAGUCCACACAUCAAAAAGGGUGGGCGGCCAGAAAGCUCGAUGCAUAGAGAAGCUUCACCAACUCCGACUCUCCCAUCUCAUCGCUUAUCCUCCUUCCUUUAUUUCACCUCCUUCGCUCUUCUCGACUGGCCUCUUCUUGCACUCUGAAAAAAGAAAAAAAGGUUUUUUUUUUUGUUUCAAGUUUCCUUCCGUGUUUUCCUUGCACAGUUCUAUGUUCUUCGCUACCUUCGCCGCCGGCAGCAUGAAGGACGAACCUUUUCAGCGUCACUAUCUCCACCACCACCUCCAGCAGCAGCAGCAGCAGCUGCAGCAGAGGAGUGUUUCUGAUGAAGUAGACAGCAGCAGGAGCAGCGGCGAGACCAAGAGGAUAAAGGUCGACGAGCCAAAGGAGCAGGCAGCGGCGGAGGGGUCGACGAUCGAGGUGGCCAAGAGGCCGCGGGGGAGGCCGCCGGGCUCCAAGAACAAGCCUAAGAUCCCCGUGGUCAUCACGCGCGACGCGGAGCCGUCCUCCGCCAUGCGCCCUCACGUCCUCGAGAUCCCCUCCGGACACGACGUCGUCGACUCGCUGGCCGCCUUCUCCCGCCGCCGCAACCUCGGCGUCUGCGUCAUCUCCGGCACCGGCGCCGUCGCCAACGUGACCCUCCGCCAGCCCCAGUUCAGCGGAUCCGCGUCGGCCGCCACGAUCGCUUUCCGCGGCCGCUUCGAGAUCCUCUCCAUCUCGGCCACGUUCCUACCGCUAGCGAUGGCAGCGCUAUCGUCCGCCGGAACGGGCGGGGGCCUCUCGAUCUCUCUAGCGGGGCCGCAGGGUCAGGUGGUGGGCGGAAUCGUGACGGGGCCGCUGGUGGCCGCGGGGACGGUGGUAAUAGUAGCGGCCGCAUUCACCAAGCCGACCUUCCACCAUCUCCCGGCGGGAGACGAUGCGUCAGUCUCCGUGUCGGUCUCCGGCGACGGCAGCAGAGGCGACAUGGAGGAGCGCGAGCAGCAGAUGCACGCCCAGCGGCGCCACCAAGGGCCGGCGGACGGGGUCUCGGCCGCAAUGACUUCCGAGCCGACCGGCCUCUCGGUCUACAGGAGCCACGCAGCGUCGGACGUGAUUUGGGCGCCCAUGGCUCGCCCGCCGCAACCUCCCCCAUUCUGAUGCAUAAUUGAAGCUUCCAGUUUUCCUACUUCGUCAUCUUCAAUUCGAUAUUAUUAUUAUUAUUGUUUCGAGUUCUUACAGUGUCUCUGUUCGCAUAAAUGUCUGAACCACCACUCUCCAAUGCUUGCUCUCCGGCCGAUCAAUUAAGAAAACUCGUCUUUUUUCUGUAA